AACCUGCUUGCCAAGGACUGCCUUGCUUUGUUCACCCCGCGUAAUUCACUUAAAAACAGCCCGCCGAUCUCCAAUCCUUAGCCUCUUCCAACGAAGCACGUUUGUAUUUACAAGUCGACAGCCUCACGUAAUUGCCCACGUUCCACGACAAUUACUACACGCUAGAAGCAGACAUCUCCAACUUAAGAAGGGGCAGAUUUCACGAAUGCAACACUCAAACGACGACAACAUGAUCUCAGCCAUUCUUCUCAUUCUAAUCACUAUCUUUGUGCCACCAGUGGGUGUCUUCCUCGUUGCAGGAUGUGGCAUGGAUUUAUUCAUUAACAUCCUAUUAACGCUUCUGGGUUACUUCCCCGGCCACAUACACGCCUUCUACAUCGAAUACGUAUACUACAAGCGCCGCGACGAAGCCCGAGCUGGCAUUUACGACAGUCGACGUGCACCAGGGGUAUACAGUGAGAACGUACAGAGGGGCGGUGGGGGAUAUGGUACGAUGUAGACUUCACAUCAGACCCUUCCAGUCGAAGGAUCAAGUGUUCGAGAUUGUAAAUGGUAGUAGAAGGGAGCUAAGGAUAGGGAUCAAUUUGCAAGGCUAAACAUACUAGAGCAGGGGAGGGGAGUAAGAAAGCGUUCAAGGAGUUUGCACAAUGUUUCAAAUGUGAAUAAUAUUAGUGUAAGAGGAGCUAGGCUAGCUUAUAGACCGAGCUUCAUAGAGUAUUCUGUGAAGUUUUCGGAAUUUCUAGGUUGACCUCGUGCGGUAGUCCAUAUAAAAAAAAGGAUCACCGUGCAGCUUCUGUCACCGAG
Lindgomyces ingoldianus is the source of this 804-nucleotide messenger RNA. RefSeq names its product UPF0057-domain-containing protein. The record is from RefSeq and is a predicted model, not a curated record. Gene Ontology annotation, cellular component: membrane. NCBI's taxonomy places the organism in Eukaryota, Fungi, Ascomycota, Dothideomycetes, Pleosporales, Lindgomycetaceae. The transcript is spliced from 3 exons. The coding region runs from base 230 to 499 and encodes 89 amino acids.